AUGGCAAACGAUACCUUGAAUAUUCCAUACAAGCAUCAUAUCGUCCUACCAUUCGCAUCUGGUAUCAACUCUGAGUACAUCAAAAGCCUGUAUGAGCAGAAAUGGCAUUAUACAGCUAUUGUCGGAAUACUGUACAUGAUUCUCAUCAAGUAUUUGCAAAACUAUAUGAAACAACGAGAAGCUAUUCACUGCAAAACACAGCUCAUUGCUUGGAACGCCAUCCUUGCUACUUUCAGCCUCGUCGGGCUAGCACGAAGUGUAGAAGAAAUGCUUUUCGUUUUGAAUGAACAUAGCUUUUAUCACUCAAUCUGCUACACGUUCCAUCAGGACUCUGUGUCCGCUCACUGGUACUUCUUCUUUUCAUUAUCGAAAGUCUGGGAAUUAGGAGAUACCGUGUUCUUGGCAUUACGGAAAAAGCAUUUAUCAUUUCUGCACUGUUAUCACCACGUGAGUGUUCUGAUAUACACAUUCCAAUCCGGCUCUGAAUCCCUUGCUGCUGGACGUUGGUUCAUUUUCAUGAACUUUGCAGCUCAUUCUGCAAUGUAUACAUACUACACAUUAACUUCAAUGGGAUAUAAACCUCCUAAAAACGUAUCGGCCAGUGUUACUAUGGUUCAAAUAACCCAAAUGAUUGGUGGCGUGAUCAUCAGCUGCAUUGUUCUUGGCCUUAAGCUUUUCACAUCUACACCUUGCCAACAGACGAACUUCAAUUUGAUGCUCUGUUUCUCCAUUUACAUUUCAUACUUUUAUUUAUUCAUGAAAUUCUUUAAUAACGCCUACUUGAGCAACGGAAAGAAAACUAAGAAAGACUGA
Auanema sp. JU1783 is the source of this 813-nucleotide messenger RNA. Lineage: Eukaryota; Metazoa; Nematoda; Chromadorea; Rhabditida; Rhabditidae. The record is from the annotation of a GenBank genome assembly.